Molecule: messenger RNA, 4393 nt
Organism: Sebastes umbrosus (honeycomb rockfish)
Lineage: Eukaryota; Metazoa; Chordata; Actinopteri; Perciformes; Sebastidae
Gene: ncoa7b
Product: nuclear receptor coactivator 7
Exons: 18
Coding region: 301-2772 (823 amino acids)
Biological process (GO): response to oxidative stress; regulation of transcription by RNA polymerase II
Cellular component (GO): nucleus
Source: RefSeq, a predicted model, not a curated record
CAACCUGAGCUAGCCUUACCCGGAAAUUACCUAUAGCUAUUUAGCCAAAGCUAGUAUAGUGGUGAGCUCAUGUUUUUACAGUGCACAUGACACCAGAGGGCGUCGUGAAGAAGGGAGGCUUCAUUUUGAUAAAAGCUCUGUUGGAGGAUGCACGCAAGGACAAGUGUGAGAGCUCAGUGUGAGAGGUGAUCUUCCUCCAAGUCAGCUGGCUUGGAAAACACUGAGUGGGUGAGGUGUGUGUGAGGGUGGAUGUUUGUAUGGAUGCUGCUUGACUGCAUGCAGAUUUAGGACCCUGGCCUGAUGGAAAAGAGAGACAGGAAGCCGGGAUAUUUUGCCAGGCUGAAGAGGCGGCGACAGCUCAAGCAGAGCCAAUCAGAGAAGAAUGUGACUGAGCAGAGUCCGGCGAUCAUUUCCUGUCCAGACAUCCCAAAUGACAGCGACCCCAACAAGAAGACUGACCUACAGAGAAUAACAGCAAAGCCACCUGCAGGCUCGGACGAUGGCUGUAAAAGUAACAAUCAGGCAAAGAGGGAGAAGAAGAGGCCACCAGGAACAGUGGACUUCGUUGUGGGACCUGACGAUUCCCUCAACAGCAUCGCACUCACGUUCAACGUCACCCCAAACAAACUGGUCCAGCUGAACAAGCUUUUCUCUCGCAGCAUCUACCCCGGCCAGAAGCUGUUCGUCCCCGAUGUGAGCCAGUCAGAAACUGACCUCAAGUCUCCGAGUUCCUCUGAUCCCUCCUUCACAAAUGGCUCAUCAGAGAAAGCAUCACAUCUUUGUCUAAAAUUGUCCGUCUACACUGGCUCCCUAACGGACGGCAUUGCUAACAUGUCGGCAAAGUCUCUCCGGCGUGAGCUCUCCCCAAACUCGGAGGACGAUAGCCCGGCAACGGUUAAAUUCAUCAAGAUGAGCUGCAAAUAUUUCACUGAUGGCAUGGGGGUGGUGGGAGGCGUGCUGAUCGUGACACCCAACAACAUCAUGUUUGACCCCCACAAGUCCGACCCGCUGGUGAUCGAGCACGGCUGCGAGGAGUACGGCCUGAUCUGCCCCAUGGAGGAGGUCGUCUCCGUGGCGCUCUAUGACGACGUGUCACGCAUGAAGCUCAAAGACGCUCUGCCAUCAGACCUACCCCAGGAUUUGUGUCCUGUGUACAGGCCCGGCGAGUGGGAGCAACUGCCGUCAGAGCGAGAUCUAAACCCCUUCAGCCGCUAUGAAGCCCUCGAUCCGAAGCGACCGAUCGUCUUGGACGACAUCGAAUCAACCCUCUCAGAAACGGCGAGCACAGAGGGCGAGCAGACAGAGAAGUCUCCGUCAGACGAAGGCUUCACAGAGUUGGAGCCAACAGUUAACGGGAGCACUGAGGAGGCAGAGGGAACGUCCUCCAAAACACCCAACGUUGUCAGCAGGGACCAACAGGAACUAGGACCAAGCUGCCCAGGCCGGGGAGACAUUCAGGACAAGUCGAUUCUUGGUAAAACUAAAGGGAAGCAGGAUGAUGAAGAGGAUGAGGGCGUAGCUCAGAACAGCUCCAUUGAGGAUGUAGAGUCAAUAAAAUCCUCUUCAGAGACUGAUAAACAGGGUGAUAAACCUACAAACCCAGAGGAAACCAAAGAUAUAAAAACUAAAGGGACCGAAGAGCUGCUAAAUGAUGCACAUGAUGAAAUAAUCGGCGCACCAGUGGACCAAAGCAGGGAACUGAGUCUGAAGGAGGCUUCAGAGGUUCGUGGGGAGUCGAGUCAGAAGAGACAAAGCCCAGACGGACCAGCAGGAGGAGCUGAACUCAGUGAGGAGGAGAGACGGAAGAAAAGCUACGAGGCUGAAGUGAAGUCAUGGCUGCUGGAGAGGAUGCAGGCUCCAAUAGAAGACAUGCUUUUCUCAUCCGAGGAGAAGAGUAAAAUCCCACCUAUGUUCCUGUGCUUCAAAGUGGGAAAGCCAAUGAGGAAGUCCUUUGCCACUGGGAUGACCUCUAGUCCCGCCCACUCAUGUGGGGCCCGGGGUAAACAGCCAGAGUACUGGUUUGCUGUGCCACAAGAAAGGGUGGACCAUCUGUAUGCAUUUUUCGUCCAGUGGUCUCCAGAUGUGUACGGGAAGGAGGCUCGAGAGCAGGGCUUUGUUCUGGUGGAGAAAGACGAGCUGGACAUGAUAGACAACUUCUUCAGUGACCCCACGUCUUGCAGCUGGGAGAUCAUCACCAUCGACGAGGCGAAGCGCAGGCAGAGUUUCGGCAGCUGUGACGGUGAAUUGUCGUUGGAUGCGCUGCCCGCACUCAGUGAUACCAGUGAUCUGCUUCAGGACACGCACAUUGAGAAGCUUGCCUGUCGCUUGCCAGCCCGUGUGCAGAUUUACCCCUGGAGACUGGCCUACAGCACUGUGAAACACGGGACCAGCCUGAAGACUCUGUACAGGAGCCUGGCAGACGUGGACAGUCCUGUGCUGUUGGUCAUCAAAGACAUGGAUAACCAGAUAUUCGGGGCUUUCUCGACUCAUCCCUUCAGAGUGAGCGAACACUGCUACGGCACAGGAGAGACAUUCCUCUACAGCUUCUGUCCUGAGGUCAAGGUGUACCGCUGGACGGGGGAGAAUUCUUACUUUGUGAAGGGCAAUACUGAUUCUCUGCAGAUGGGAGGAGGAGGCGGUCACCUGGGUCUGUGGUUGGACGCCGAGCUGUUCCGAGGCACCACCACCAAAUGCGCCACCUUCAACAACCAGCCACUCUCCGUCCAGCAGGACUUCAACAUCCACAGCGUGGAGGUCUGGACCUUCGAGUAGCCUCGCCUGCUCCCAGCUGCUCCUACAUUCACUCUCCGCUCCAACACCCCCCAAGUCUAUUACGCACCGCUUGGAGGCGAACCUAGCUACCCCACAAUGACACUAAAUGUUCUGUGAGAGAGAAGCCUGUGCCGUUGUUACGUUGACUGGCAAACAGAGCGGUCUUCUGUAGCCUGUUUUGAGGUGACCUGCAGGUAAGUAGGGCCAGUUCACGUCUGGUUCCUCCUUCCUUCAUAUAGGUGGAAGUGUGAGAAAAUGUCGUUGCUCUCAGUUCAUUGGCUGCCUUAGACAUGUGUCAACGCCUCCAGCUUUCCCAGCAUGCAGCCUGCCUGACCACCAUGAGCUCAUGAGGAGAGGGAGGACAGGAAGGCUGCUGAUGUUACUGUUAAAGUUAUCCCGAAAAGAUUUUAUGUGUGUGAAAAGAACAAGGUAUCCCAUAAUGCUGUAAGUUAAUGUGUGCAGAAAUAAUGAUGAAUUAGCAUCUUUGGGAAUGUACAGGAUUUUUUGUCAAUUUAAAGGAAGUGGAAAUUACCAGGGAGAUUUUUUUUUCUUUAAUCCUCCCACCAUUAAAUGAAUUUUCAGAGCGGGAAAACGUUGUAAAUGUUUACAAUGGAAGUGUUACACUUCCUCCGAAGGCUGUCUUGUUCUUGAGUUUUUAGAUGAACUGAAUGUUCCAUUGCAUUUCCUCACAACUACGUAUAAUGUUUUAAUUCCUCCGUACAAUCCAAAACAAGCGGUAAAAGCCAGGUUUUGCAAUGACCAAAUAUGUUUUAUUUUAAUUUCACAUUUUGUUGUGAGCUCAUCAUAUUUUAUAAAAUAUUUUAGAUUUUUUUAUUUUUACAUUUUAUUUUUAUUACAUUUUGUUUUUAUAAAGAAUGCUCCGUUGUGUGUUUUUUUUUUUUUUUUUUUUUAAAUGGUUGUACUUUUUAUAGAAAUGUUGUGUUAAAUUCUGAUUGGACCCAACAAGCACUAGAAGUGACUGUUUGUCAGUAUUGAAUUCAUAUCUCACGUUGACUGAUUUUAUCUCCUUUAUUUUCAUUUGUGGUCGUCGUCGUCGUUCAGAGAGCCGGUAGACGUUUAACAUGAUGUCACUUUGCACUACAGGAUUAAUCGAUGCUGUGUUGUGGCCCCGUGUAAUUAAGCACUGCUUCAAUGUAAAAAUGUUACUGAAUGCUAUUUGAUCACCACUACAGGAGGGACGCCUCCUGUCCAAACCACAGGGUCAGCCUGUGCUUUACUUAAAAAUAGGUGGAAAAGGGACAGUUUGUUUUUUUGCACUCUGGUAUGCCACUAACUAAAAAUUCAGAUCUACUAACACGGAAAAGAAACGUUCAUUUAUACCCUGUGUAUCCGAAACACAGGCUUGUAGUGCAUGAAUAUGCGAUACUGCAAAUGUCUGACACCACUGUUAUGAUACCUGCCAUGCUAUCCACUACCGCCAGUGAUCGCUUCAUGUGAAAAUGAGCUUUGUUGUCUUGUGUCGUGACUGUGAAUGCUCCCUGAGUAUUAUUUCUCGUGAAUCCAAAACUGCUGUGAUAUCACUAAGGAUCUAUUUAUUGUGUUGUUAUAUUAAACACAUUUAAACCUAAAUAAAUGUUAAAUAUAUACAUAUAUACGCUAA